AUGGAAAAGUACAAGUCACGCAAACAAGAUCUUCACCUUAUUUUCAUUGAUCUCGAAAAGGCGUUUGACCAAGUUCCUAGAGAGCUAAUCUGGCAAGCACUAAGAGCGCAGUUGGUGCAGGAACAUUAUAUUGAGCUCCUCAAAGAUCUGUACCACGACGUAACAACAAAAGUGGUCGGCCCAGCAGGGAAAAGUGAACCACUUGAAGUUGGAGUGGGGGUUCACCGGGGCUCAACCGUUAGCCCUCUCCUAUUCAACCUAGUAAUGGACUAUAUCACUAUGGACAUUCAGAAAUCAGCACCGUGGUCACUUCUAUACGCUGAUGAUGUAGUACUCAUAGCCGAAUCGUUGACAGAAGUACAAUCAGACCUGACACUAUGGCAGGAGUCCUUAGAAAGAAGAGGGAUGAGAGUGAAUAGAGAGAAGACUGUAUACAUGUACUGUAACUUUUCUGGUGCCAAAAUGGAUGUUAUUCCAUGUCCAUCUAUCGAAGGUCGACCUCUUGAAAGAGCUCAAGAGUUUAAGUAUCUCGGAUCCAUUGUAGCACCAAAGGCAUGUACAGAAAGAGAUAUACAAAACAGAACCCAAACAGCUUGGUUAAAAUGGAGAUCGCUGUCUGGUGUACUAUGCGACUCCCGUAUGCCUAUUAAAAUAAAGGGCAAUAUAUACAAAAGAGCAGUAAGACCAGCUCUGCUAUAUGGAUCGGAGUGCUGGCCGAUGAGAAAGACGGACGAACAAAAACUUCACGUCACUGAAAUGAAAAUGUUACGUUGGUCAGGAGGAGUUUCUAAAAUGGAUAGAAUAAGAAACUGUUAUAUCCAUGGUAGAUUCAAGGUUGCUAUGGUGCACGAGAAGCUUAGAGAAAACCGUAUGCGUUGCUACGGACACGUGAUGAGACGAGAUGAUAGCCAUGUUACUAAAAAAGUUAUGAACAUAGAAGAGGGGAAGAAAGGUCGUGGACGACCACCAAUAACCUGGCUGCAAACAAUAAAAAACGACCUGAAAUCUACUAACAUGCCAGAAACGACUACCCACAAUCGCACGAUGUGGCGCAAGAUUACUAGGAGGGCUGACCCCAAUUAA
This is a messenger RNA of Parnassius mnemosyne (clouded apollo), 1083 nucleotides long. The record is from the annotation of a GenBank genome assembly. Lineage: Eukaryota; Metazoa; Arthropoda; Insecta; Lepidoptera; Papilionidae.